UUUUAAGUGGUUUAGCUAACAGAGAACAGCCGGUGACGUAGCGUCCGCCAUAUUACACCGCGACAUACAGUGUAUUAUUUUUUUUUAUUUUCAAAAAAAAAAGUCUUUAAUAAAAUUUUUUAUAAAAAAAAUUAUUGUAUAUUAAAAAAAUAUUAAAAUUUUUUAUUGCUUGUUUUCUUUUUUUUUUCUGUCGUAAUAUUGUCAAAUUAAAAGUACUAAAAUUAAAAGAAAUUUUUACUUAAGUAUAAAAAAAAUCUAAAAAGGAAUAUUUUUGUUGUUGGUAUUCGGAAUCAAAAAUACUGCAUUAUUGCGAUCUUUAUGGUCUCUACUACAUUCUUGCCUUACAACUUAUUAAGAACGUUUUUUUUCGAUACUUUCAUUAAAGCAGUAACAAUAAUAACAAUAAUAAUAAAAAAAUAAUACAACAAAAUAAUAAAAUUAAAAAAAAUUAAAGUUGAAUGUGAAUUUUUUUGUGCAAUUUUCAAAUAUUUAAAAUAAAAAUAUUAACAAAAAAAAAAUAUUUUAAGGAUUUUAAUAGUACAAUUUAAUGUUAAAUUAAAAUUAAAAAAAAAAAAAAUUAGUUUUGCAUCGCUUAUAAGAAUUUCUGUUUUUUUUUCUUUUUUUUUUUUAAAUAUUGAAACUCUCUGUGAAUAUUUUUGAAAUACAAAAUUAUAUACAAAAAAAAAAAUAUGCAAGUUAUAUAAAAGUAAUAGUAAAUAAAUAAAUUAAAGGAAAAAUAAAAAAAUUGAUUAUGUUUAAUGAAACCGGCCCGGCCCGUCUGUAAAUUAAAAAAAAAAAAAAAACAAAAAAAAAAUAAAUAAGAAAAAAAAUCGGUGUUGUGCAAUUUUUGUUAUCACACAAAAUCAAUGCCAUAUUCAUGCUCAAAAAGAAAAAAAAAAUCUACAUUUAAUAUUCAAAUUUAAAAUUUUUAAUCCAAAAUUAAUUGUAGCCUAAAAAAAUAAUUUAUAUAUAUAUAGAGAGAAAAUAUCAAAAUCGUCAAUAUUAAAAUUUAAUAAUUAAAAUUUAACUAAAUACAAAUUAAAAAAAAAAUAAUAAGAAAUGGCAGAAGGAAAUGGAGAAAUAAUUGAAGGUGCAACCAAUUUAAAAACUGAUGAUAGAGGAGAUGGACAAAGAACUGAAGAUUAUCCCAAAAUUUUGGAAUAUGGCUUAGAUGAAAAGGUUGCUGAAAAAUUAGAUGACAUCUAUAAAACUGGUAAAUUAGCGCAUAGUGAACUAGAUGAACGUGCUUUAGAUGCAUUAAAAGAAUUCCCAGUAGAUGGUGCUUUAAAUGUACUAAGUCAGUUCCUUGAGUCUAAUUUAGAGCAUGUUUCAAAUAAAUCAGCCUACUUAUGUGGUGUUAUGAAAACAUAUAGACAAAAAAGUCGAGCUAAUCAACAAGGAAUUACGACACCGUCAACGACUGUGCAAGUUAAAGGACCCGAUGAAGAAAAAAUUAGAAAAAUUUUAGAUCGUACAGGAUACACUUUAGAUGUAACAACAGGUCAACGCAAGUAUGGUGGACCGCCUCCUAAUUGGGAAGGUCAGCCGCCAGGAAAUGGUUGCGAAGUUUUUUGUGGAAAAAUUCCUAAAGAUAUGUUUGAAGAUGAAUUAAUACCGUUAUUCGAAAAAUGUGGAGUAAUUUGGGACUUGAGAUUAAUGAUGGAUCCAAUGACAGGAACGAAUAGGGGCUAUGCUUUUGUAACAUUUACAAAUCGUGAGGCAGCAAAUAAUGCAGUUAGAGAGCUCGAUAACUAUGAAAUAAAACCUGGAAAAUGUUUAAAAAUUAACAUAAGUGUUCCGAAUCUGCGCCUUUUUGUAGGAAACAUACCUAAAUCAAAAGGCAAAGAGGAGAUAUUAGAUGAAUUUGGUAAACUAACAGCCGGUCUAAUUGAAGUGAUAAUAUAUAGUUCUCCUGAUGACAAAAAAAAGAACAGAGGCUUCUGUUUUCUGGAAUAUGAAUCACACAAAGCAGCUUCAUUAGCAAAACGUAGACUUGGAACUGGAAGGAUAAAGGUCUGGGGAUGUGAUAUUAUUGUCGAUUGGGCAGAUCCACAAGAAGAACCGGAUGAACAAACAAUGAGCAAAGUCAAAGUUCUUUAUGUUAGAAAUUUAACUCAAGAUAUUAGUGAAGAAAAACUAAAGGAACAAUUCGAAAACUUUGGAAAAGUUGAAAGAGUUAAAAAAAUUAAGGACUAUGCUUUUGUUCAUUUUGAAGAUCGUGAUAACGCUGUUAUAGCAAUGCGCAACCUUAAUGGCAAAGAAGUUGGUAAUUCUAAUAUAGAAGUAUGUAAUUUUUUUAUAUUUUUUGAAUUAUGGAAAAGAGAAAAACAUAAAUAUUUUUAUAUUUUAAAGGUGUCUUUAGCAAAACCCCCUUCAGAUAAAAAAAAGAAAGAAGAAAUUUUACGAGCUAGAGAACGUAGAAUGAUGCAAAUGAUGCAGGGACGAAUCGGAGCAGUAGGGAUUGAAGAUAUCCCGAUUCCUCGAAAUAUAUCACCAACAUAUCCAUCUAUGAUGCCGAUUGGAACACCUUUAAGAGGUCUAGCUCCAAGAAUACCAUUAAGAACUCCAAUGGCUACACGCGGUGAUUAUGAUUAUGACUACGACUUUUAUGGUUAUUCGGAUUAUCGUGGUGGAUUCAAUGAAUCAUAUUAUGAAGACUAUUAUCGUACUUUUGAAGGAGAUUACUUUUUUGAUUAUCCACCAUGUGGGGUAUCACCAUCCGGAGGGCCCGUUGGUGGACCACAAAGAACUACUAAAAACAAUGUGGGGGUUGGACUUGGACGUGGAACCACGGGGCGUGGCCGAGUCGUUGGGCUCCAUGGCAACAUCAAUCGUCUGGGGGUCCCACCGGCAGUGGCGGUGGUGGCGGUGGCAUCUCAUCGAGUGGCCACCGCGGGGGUUCUGGAAACACCAGGGGGGGUCCAUGGGGUGGGACAAAUUCGUCCCAAAGAUCGUGGCAUCCAACGCGCCAAGCCGCUACAAAAUUUACCAGCACUAGUAGUAGUCGGUAAACGUAAAUUUGAUGGAAGUCACCAAAAUCCAGGAGAUACAAAACGACGUUAUGCAAGCGGUUUGAUAGGAAAUAGUAGUUCAUGGGGUAGUCAACCUCUACCCCAACAGCCAUUAGCAACUAACGGAGAGCAGUGGUAUACCGACACUUAUCCACCAUGGAGUUAAAAUUUUUUAUUUAGACUAUAAAUCAUGAUUAUUAAAAAACAAAAAUAACUUUUAAAAAACACCAAUAUAAAAAAAAACAAAAGAAACAAAAAAAAAUAAUAUUUUUUCAUUUAAAAUAUAUUUUGUGAAUACAAUUAAUUUUUGAUCACACUAAGCAAUUUCAGAAAAUAAUAACAUAAAAUAAAAAUAAAAUAAAAUGUAGUGCAAAACACCCAAUUUUUGAAAAAUUCUAAUAUGUUAACGACCAUUUUGCUCAUUACGUUUUUUUUUAAAUGCCACACAUUUAUGAUUAUAUGUACAUUUUUGUUCUUUUAUCAUAUAGCA
This is a messenger RNA of Condylostylus longicornis, 3501 nucleotides long. It is a transcript of the gene Syp, whose product is annotated as heterogeneous nuclear ribonucleoprotein R. Gene Ontology annotation, cellular component: nucleus; ribonucleoprotein complex. The transcript is spliced from 12 exons. Bases 1060 to 3177 code for a protein of 705 amino acids. Lineage: Eukaryota; Metazoa; Arthropoda; Insecta; Diptera; Dolichopodidae. Gene Ontology annotation, molecular function: mRNA binding. The record is from RefSeq and is a predicted model, not a curated record.